AUGAAUAUAUUAUCAAUUAAUAUUAGAGGGGUUAGAGGGAUUGGGAAGGCAGAUUGGAUUAAAGAAGUUAAGAACAAAGAAAAGGCUAGUGGGAGAUCUGGUGGACUUCUUUGUCUCUGGGAUCCCAAAGUUUUUAAAAAAAGCGACUGUAUUAAGGAUGGAAGUUAUCUUUUGAUUAAAGGUAAAAUCAAAGGAUGUGAUGAGAAUGUAUUUAUUGUCAAUGUUUAUGCACCACAAAGCAACAGGGCAAAAAGAGAGUUAUGGGAAAAAUUAGCCGAUUUAAGAAAGGGUGAUGAUGGUUUGUGGUUUUUGAUUGGGGAUUUCAAUGCUGUUCGUGAGGCCGGUGAACAAAAAGGCUUUGUUUUUAAGUCACAUUGUGCUAGAGCCUUUAAUAUGUUUAUCAAUACAACUGAUCUUCAUGAGUUUGAAAUGAAAGGUAGUAAAUUUACGUUUAUGAUGGAAGGUGAGAGGGGGAAGAAACUAAGUAAGAUUGACCGGCUGCUUGUUGGAAGGGAGGUGGUGGAUAGUUGGCCUGGUGCAUGUUUUAGAGCUCUUCCGAGACGGUUCUCGGAUCAUAACCCGAUAUUAUUAUCCUUGGUUGAUCGAAAUUUUGGACCUAGACCUUUUCAUUUUUUUAACUCUUGGAUGGACAAAGAGGGUUUCAAAGAGACAAUUAAAGAGGCGUUCAAGACUUUCCAAGGAGUGGGUCAGCCCGAUGUGGUUCUCAUGCUUAAAUUCAGGUGGCUAAGGGAAAAGCUAAAAAAGUGGAGAGAUGAUUUCAAGAAAAAAGAUGAAGAGGAAGCUGAACUAUGUCGAUUGGAACUUGAGGAACUGGACUUGAAGAUGGAGGAGGAAGAACUAUCAGAGGAUGAAAAAUGGACCAGAGUGGAAGGUGAGAUCAGUAGGGGUUGUGGCUCGACCUUCAUUACCCUUAUCCCGAAAACCAAAGAUCCAGGCUGCCUGGAUGAUUAUAGACCAAUAACGUUGGUCGGGUGUAUCAACAAAGUAGUCUCAAAGGUUCUGGCGAAUCGUCUAAAAAGAGUUUUUGGCAAUUUAAUUUCGGAUACUCAAACGGAGUUCUUGAGUGAUAGACUCAUUCUUGAUGGUCCCUUGAUAGUGAAUGAAGCAGUUCCAUGGGCUAAAAAAGAUAAAAAGAAGAUGUUUAUUUUGAAGGUAGAUUUCAACAAAGCAUGUGAUAAUGUAAAUUGGGGUUUUUUGAUCAGUAAUAUGCAAAAUUUAGGCUUUCCAAAACGAUGGUGCAAUUGGGUUCAUGGAAUUCUUUCGUCAGCCAGAGCUUCUGUUCUAGUCAAUGGAUCACCAACGUUCGAAUUUCAUUGUAAAAAAGGGAUGAGGCAGGGAGAUCCCAUAUCCCCAUUCCUUUUUUUACUUGUUAUGGAGGUCAUUUCGGUUAUGCCGAAAAGAGCAUGUGAGGCUAGGAGGAUACGUGGGAUACAACUUCCUAACCAAGGGCCAAUUCUUUCACAUCUACUCUAUGCUGACGAUUGUAUGUUUAUGGGGGAAUGGGAAGAGGAGAAUCUUAAACAAGUUACACAUCUGUUGAAAGUAUUUCACAUUGUCUCGGGUUUGAAAAUUAAUUUAAAUAAAUCUUUUUUGUUUGCGGUUGGGGUUGAAAACAGUGAAGUAAGUAGGCUGGCGGGUCGCUUUAAAUGUAGGGAGGGGUCUUUUCCUUUUGAUCAUUUGGGUAUUAGAAUUGGAGGUAACAUGAACCGAAUUGCUAGUUGGGACUUCUUGUUCGACAUAUUUGAAGCCAGACUUGCUGUUUGGAAGUCGAGAUGCAUUUCGAUGGCGGGGAGGGUGAUUUUGAUCAAAGCUGUCAUGGAGAGUCUGCCUACUUAUUACUUUUCUUUGUUCAAAGUUCCGGAGAAAGUAAUAAACGGGCUGGAGUCUAUCAUUCGAAGAUUCCUUUGGAAUGGCUCGGGAGACACCAAGAAAAUACAUUGGGUCUCGUGGGAAAAGGUUACAACUCCUAUUAAUUUGGGUGGUUUAGGACUUAGCAAGCUCAAAGAUUCUAAUAUAGCUCUACUUUCAAAGUGGAUGUGGAGGUAUAAGAAUGAACAGGGGGUUCUUUGGAGAAAAGUCAUUGAUUCCAUUCAUAAUACGAAAAGAUGUUGGGAAUUUUUGCCUAGUAACAGUGGUGUAUUGGGGGUUUGGAAAUCAAUUGUGAAGUGUAUUGGUAACGUGAAAGCUAAUGGUGACUCGUUGAUAGGGUGCUUCAAGGGAGUUUGUGGGUCGGGAGAUCAGGUACGUUUUUGGCUUGACAAAUGGGUUGGUGACCAGCCAUUACGAGUUUCUUUUCCUUUAUUGUUUAAACUCGAAAAAGAAAAAAAGUGUUAUGUCAAAGAUAGAGUGGGUACAACAGCAAAUGUUUUUGGGUCAGAAUGUCUAUGGACUCGUUCUCCAUCGACUUCUUAG
Molecule: messenger RNA, 2433 nt
Organism: Erigeron canadensis
Lineage: Eukaryota; Viridiplantae; Streptophyta; Magnoliopsida; Asterales; Asteraceae
Exons: 3
Coding region: 1-2433 (810 amino acids)
Source: RefSeq, a predicted model, not a curated record